Molecule: messenger RNA, 2097 nt
Organism: Heterocephalus glaber (naked mole-rat)
Lineage: Eukaryota; Metazoa; Chordata; Mammalia; Rodentia; Bathyergidae
Gene: Lhx3
Product: LIM homeobox 3
Biological process (GO): regulation of transcription by RNA polymerase II; neuron differentiation
Cellular component (GO): nucleus
Molecular function (GO): DNA-binding transcription factor activity, RNA polymerase II-specific; zinc ion binding; RNA polymerase II transcription regulatory region sequence-specific DNA binding
Source: RefSeq, a predicted model, not a curated record
AUGGAGGCGCACUCGGAGCUGGAGCCGGCGCGGGAGUCCGCGGGGGGCGACCUGCUCCUGGCGCUGCUGGCGCGGGGGGCGGACCUGCGCCGAGAGAUCCCGCUGUGUGCCGGCUGUGACCAGCACAUCCUGGACCGCUUCGUCCUGAAGGCUCUGGACCGGCACUGGCACAGCAAGUGCCUCAAGUGCAGCGACUGCCACACGCCGCUGGCCGAGCGCUGCUUCAGCCGGGGCGAGAGCGUGUAUUGCAAGGACGACUUCUUCAAGCGCUUCGGGACCAAGUGCGCUGCGUGCCAGCUGGGCAUCCCGCCCACGCAGGUGGUGCGCCGGGCCCAGGACUUCGUGUACCACCUGCACUGCUUCGCCUGCGUGGUGUGCAAGCGGCAGCUGGCCACGGGCGACGAGUUCUACCUCAUGGAGGACAGCCGGCUGGUGUGCAAGGCCGACUACGAGACAGCCAAGCAGCGAGAGGCCGAGGCCACCGCCAAGAGGCCGCGCACGACCAUCACGGCCAAGCAGCUGGAGACGCUGAAGAGCGCGUACAACGCCUCUCCCAAGCCCGCGCGCCACGUGCGCGAGCAGCUGUCCUCGGAGACCGGGCUGGACAUGCGCGUCGUGCAGGUCUGGUUCCAGAACCGCCGGGCCAAGGAGAAAAGGCUGAAGAAGGACGCCGGCCGGCAGCGCUGGGGACAGUACUUCCGCAACAUGAAGCGCUCCCGGGGCAGCUCCAAGUCAGACAAGGACAGCGUCCAGGAGGGGCAGGACAGCGACGCCGAGGUCUCCUUCAAUGAGGAGCCGACCCUGGCGGAAAUGGGCCCAGCCAGCAGCCUGUACGGAGGCCUGAGGGAGCCUACCCCCACCCUGGGCCGGCCCUCGGGUGCCCUGGGCAGCUUCGCGCUGGAGCACGGAGGUCUGGCAGGCCCAGAACCGUACGGAGAGCUGCGCCCUGGCAGCCCCUACGGCAUCGCCCCGUCCCCUGCCGCCCCGCAGAGCCUCCCUGGCCCCCAGCCCCUGCUCUCCAGCCUGCUGUACCCUGACACCAGCCUGGGCCUCGUGCCCUCGGGAGCCCCAGGGGGCACCCCGGCCAUGAGGGGGCUGGCGGGGAACGGACCCAGCUCCGACCUGUCCACGGGGAGCAGCGGGGGUUACCCCGACUUCCCUGCCAGCCCGGCCUCCUGGCUGGACGAGGUGGAUCACGGCCAGUUCUGACCGAGGCCCAGCAUGGCAGCACUGGACGUGAGGGUGAGGGAUGCCGUCCCCCGAGGGCCUUGGAGGGAGGCCGAAGAGGACGUCUGGGGAGGGCUGGCAUCUGCGGAGCCCAGCUCCGACUCUCCUCGGCUGCGCAUGGCCGGGGCUCCGGGCCUCUCCGUGAAAGGAUGAAGGACACUGGCCGGGCUGCCCGGAGGCUGCGCAGGGCCAGGCCUGGGGCUGUGCUUCGGAAGCGAAUCUCCACCCGAGGGCCACCUGAGCAUUUGCUGCUGGUUCUGACCCGUAAUGCCCGGGGCUGGAAGUGCUUUCUGGUCUGACUGUAAAGAUGCAAAUAGUUGGGUUUGCAUUUCCCGGCUCCACACGCUGGUCCCUGACCCCUCCGGUGGAGACCCGGCCUGGCGGUCCAGGCUGGGGUGAGAAGGCCCGCCAGGUCCUCUGGGGCCAAGGACAAGGCCCUGGGGCUGGUCUUCUCCCUGGGCUCAGGCCUCCUGGUCACCAGCUCCCCUCCGGGGGCCCCUGUCCCCCUCCCCUGGGUCUCUCCAGCCUUCCAGUGAUCUUGAGUGCCCUGCUAAGGAGGUGGGGAUUCCGGGGAUCCCCCGGGAGCCCCCAGAUUGGGUCUCCCUCCCCCUCGGCACAGUGUCCAGGUUCUGCCCAGAGCUCAGUUGCCAAACAGCCGGCCCUCCCCAGCCCUCUGCCUGCGGAGGGGAGAUGGGCGGGGUGGGGCUCCUCCAGGUGAUUCUGGAAGGUGCCUGCACCCCAACCUAGGUCAGAGUCACUCCCAAAACAAAAUCGGGCCACCAGCUGGCUCUGUGAAUGCCCUGUGACUUUAUUUAUUCUCUGGUGGUCAGGUCUUUCCAAGACGUCAAUAAAUCUGUCAGUUGCAGUCUC